Molecule: messenger RNA, 3858 nt
Organism: Topomyia yanbarensis
Lineage: Eukaryota; Metazoa; Arthropoda; Insecta; Diptera; Culicidae
Exons: 2
Coding region: 1-3858 (1285 amino acids)
Biological process (GO): DNA integration
Molecular function (GO): zinc ion binding; nucleic acid binding
Source: RefSeq, a predicted model, not a curated record
AUGAAUCAUAACAUUGCACCUUUUGUGAUCGGAGAUACUUCAUCGGUGGGAAGGAGAUGGCAGGCAUGGAAGCGAUCGUUCGAGCUUUAUUUAGACUGCAACGCUGCAGCGACUGCUGGAAAGAAGAAAGCUUUGCUUCUGCACCUAGCGGGUCUUGAGGUGCAAGAGGUAUAUUACGAUGACCCAAAUCGUGAUGCCGCUGUUCCUGAAGGAAGCGAUGUUUAUAAACAAACAGUCGCGUUGUUGGACCAACAUUUUGAACCGAUUGUAUGUAUUCCGCAUGAGCGGGCAAUGUUUAGAAAAAUGACUCAAAAAGAAGGUGAAAGUGUUACUCAUUUCGCGAGGCGGUUGCGACACCAAGCUAAUUUGUGUGAAUAUGGUGACGCGUUGAAUAUGCGCAUAACAGAACAAAUCUUCGAUGGAAGUUGCUCAAAUACGCUGCGUGAAGCAAUUUUGAAAAAGCGGCUUGUUGAUUUAGCAAACAUAAUCGAAGAAGGGAGAGUGCUUGAAACGAUCAACUCGAACCAACAGGAGGCCGUUGGCGAAGAUUCUGCUAGUGUAAACAAAGUGAGAAGUGAAAUGAAAAGUGCUGCUCAUCGUUGUUUCCGUUGUGGGUCGUCGGGACAUUAUGCGAAUGACAAGAAAUGUCCAGCCCGUAAGAAGACAUGCGACAAGUGCGGGUUGAUUGGACAUUUUAAAAAGUUGUGCAAAACGAAGAAACCGGCCGUGGAUAAAAAGAAGAAAGUGCGUCAAGUAGCGGAUUCUGAAGAGGAGUCACAUUCUGAGUGCGAAGAUUAUGUAAGCGAUAAUGAGAGUGACGCGAGUGAUAUCUACCACAUAUUUUCGACCGCGACGCGCGAAAGAAAAAAAUUCAGCAGUGGAAGCGACGACAAAUACAACACCAAAGUUAAGUGCCUAGUAGGUGGUGUUCCACUACAGUGGACGGUGGAUUCAGGGGCAUCGGUUAAUUUGAUCGACGAGUACACGUGGAAUAAGCUAAAACAAAAUGGAUGUAAAGUAAGUUUUGAAACGAACGAAACACGGAAAAAACUGGUAGCAUACGGUAAUCAUAAGCUACACGUGAAAGGCAUGUUUAAAGCGGAUAUAAAACACGGAUCUUUAACCGUGCACAGUGAAAUCUUCGUAGUUAAUGGCCAAGGCGCAAGCUUGCUGGGAAAAACGUCUUCAAUUGACCUUGGAGUGCUGAAAAUCAAUUGCGACGUGUUGAAGAUUACGGAAGAAAAAUCAGUGAAAAUUGGAAAAGCAAAGGAUUUGUUGGUGACAAUCAACAUCGAUCGGAAAAUAUACCCGGUACAGCAACCAUGUCGACGAUUGCCAAUACCGUUACAAAAGACUGUGGAUGAAGAAAUCCAGAAACUUCUUGAGCAAGGUAUUAUCGAACCAGUUACAGGUAAGAUCACCUGGGCAUCCCCUUUGGUUGUGACACCUAAAGAUGGUGGACGCAGAGUACGGUUAUGCGUGGACAUGCGCAGAGCGAAUGCUGCUAUCAUUCCCCAGCGCCAUCCAUUACCUACUUUCGAAGAGCUGAUGCCGUAUUUGGAUGGCUGUAAAUAUUUCUCGAAGAUAGAUUUAAACCAAGCAUUUCAUCAGUUGGAACUCGAUCCGGAGUCACGAGAAAUCACUACGUUUGUUACUACGAAGGGGUACUAUCGUUUCAAAAGAUUAAUGUUUGGAAUGAAUUGUGCCGCUGAAAUUUUCCAACGAGAGCUUGAGAGAAUCCUUAAAGGUUUGGAUGGAGUAGUGCACUUUAUCGAUGACAUUUUAGUAUUCGGACGUUCAAAGGCUGAGCACGAUAGACGAGUAGCUGCGGUCAUGAAGCGACUAAUAAGCUGUGGACUAACCAUUAACGAAGACAAAUGUCAGUGGGGACGGAAGAGCGUUACAUUCUUGGGUCACGAGCUAUCACAAGAUGGUAUAUUACCCACUGAGCAGAAAUGGACUGACGAAGCAAACAAAUCAUUCGUUAAAAUUAAGGACGCUCUUUCCAAUCCGCAACAUCUGGGAUUCUACAACGCGGAAAGCGAUACUACGCUAGUCGUCGAUGCAAGCGCGACAGGUCUGGGGGCGGUUCUACUGCAGAGUGAUGAAGGUAAACGGCAGGUAAUCAGCUACGCUAGUAGGAGUUUGUCUAAAACUGAACAGAAAUACUCGGUGUUAGAUAAAGAAGCAAUGGCAAUUUACUGGGGAAUAGGCCGUUUUGAGACGUAUCUGAGAGGGAAAGACUUUACAGUGGUCACAGAUCAUAAACCGUUGGUCAAAAUAUUUUCUGUCGACUCCGCUCCCAACGCCCGUCAGCAAAGAUGGGUGCUUCAACUACAAGGAUAUCGAUAUAAACUAGUGUAUGCUCCUGGAAAAACUAAUAUAGCCGAUCCGUUGUCGCGAUUAGCGCAAUGUAGUGCAUAUCGUAGCAGUGAUCGUGAUUGUGAAAGCGAUCUAUGUGCUACUAUUGAAUGCGCUUUACCGACAACGAUGUCGAUGACGGAAGUCAUCCAAGGGUCAGAAGAUGAUGAAGAGUUCCGGAAAAUACGUGAUGCAAUCAACUCAGGAAAAUGGAGCAGUGAACUGAAGCGAUAUCUGCCAUUUCAAAACGAACUAUGCUGUAUGAAUCAAAUUAUUUUGCGAUUGAAUAAAAUAGUGAUUCCGGAACGACUUCGUGCAAAAGUUUUGGAUCUUGCUCAUAGCGGGCACCCAGGCAGUAAUAAAAUGAAACGUCGAUUGCGAGCAUCCGUGUGGUGGCCAGGAAUAGACAAGGACGUGGAGAAAAGGUGCAAAAUGUGUAGAGAAUGCCAAGCAGUUGGAAGGAGUCCUAAUCCAGAGCCACUUCAAAUUCGAGCUAUGCCAGCGAAGCCUUGGAGUCAUCUGAGCGGGGAUUUCCUCGGGCCGCUUCCUAACGGCAAAUUUCUUUUUGUUCUAGUAGACUACUAUAGCCGGUAUUGUGUUGUGGAGAUAAUGUCUACCACAACAUCUGCGAUGAUAAUACAGCGACUGGAGCGCAUUUUUACUCGGCUUGGACUGCCAGACGUGUUGACUACAGACAACGCAGCUAAUUUCUGCAGUCAAGAGUUCAGGGAUUUCUGCGUAGAUAACGGAAUCAAACUUGCUCACACCACACCGUAUUGGCCAGCCGCAAAUGGUGAAGUGGAGCGGCAAAACCGGUCGAUCCUGAAAGCGCUAAGAAUUGGACAGAUGAAAGGAGAAAUUUUGGAACGUAGUCUACAAGAAUACCUGUACAUGUACACGGUCACACCUCAUUCUGUGACAGGCGUAUCACCAGCCGAGUUAAUGUUCGGCAGAAGGUUCAGAGACAAGUUUCCACAAGUGAGCGAUAACUCAAUAUUAAGGGAUGAGAUCAGGGACCGAGACCUGAUUCACAAGUAUCACGCAAAAAUGUAUCGGGACAAAAGGGUCAAUGCACUGGAAUCAAAUAUCGGUAUCGGAGAUCAGGUUCUUAUGAAAAACCAACAUAGAGUGAACAAGCUAGCUCCGAACUUUCAUGCAAAACCGGCAGUGGUGAUCGGUAGAAAUGGGAGCAGCGUAACAAUUCAAACUGAGGAAGGAGAGAUAUUCCGCAGAAAUUCAUCGCACUUGAAGAGGAUCCACCAAGACUCGAGUAAUCCGCAGAGUGGGCAGAGAAAUUCUACAGGUAUACAGGACGCUACAAGUACGACUGAUUUAACAUCCAUUAUUGAAGGAAGAACUCAAUUACAAGGAGUAGAUGAAGUGAACCGUAAGCAAACCGAACCCUCUCCUACUCGUAUGACAGAAACUGCGGGGGUUUCAAUACGUCCUAGGCGUCAAUCUAAAGUGCCUGUAAAAUACCAAGACUACGAUAUGUAG